Aphanomyces invadans is the source of this 2091-nucleotide messenger RNA. RefSeq lists its product as hypothetical. The coding region runs from base 17 to 1897 and encodes 626 amino acids. NCBI's taxonomy places the organism in Eukaryota, Oomycota, Saprolegniomycetes, Saprolegniales, Verrucalvaceae. The transcript has 5 exons. The record is from RefSeq and is a predicted model, not a curated record. Gene Ontology annotation, molecular function: dipeptidase activity; cysteine-type exopeptidase activity. Gene Ontology annotation, biological process: proteolysis.
UUUUCCUCGAAGCGGCAUGCACGUUGCGGCACUCCUUGCAGCAACCUUUUCGCUCUUUGAAGCAGUUGAUGGAUGCACAGUCAUUGGAGUCACGCACAAGGCGUCUGCGGAUGGGUCAUCGCUAUUGGCACACACAGAUGAUGCCGGUGGUGGAGCUGCAGAUAUUCGCUUAAUUCGUGUCCCAGCUGCCGAUCACGCGCCAGGAUCGAAGCGUGCCGUGUACAAUCUUUUUGGUGGAUAUCCCCGCCUCACGACGCAAGAUCGCGGUCCGUUGUAUCGUCCUGUGGAAAACCAGACCCUGUCGACGCCACUGGGGUACAUUCCCCAGGUCCCACACACGUAUGCGUACUUUGACCAAGACUACGGAAUGAUGAACGAAGUGCAGUUGAGCAUUGCCGAAAGCACAUGCACUGCCAAAACGGUCGGGUGGGCCAAGGACGUCCCGUUCGGGUUCAAUCUGUUUGGGAUUGCAGAAUUGACCAAGGUGGCGCUCGAACGAUGCGACUCCGCGCGAUGUGCCGUGCAAACGAUGGGCGAUUUGGCUGUCGAGUACGGGUUCUUCAGCGAAGACAGCGGGGAUCCUGCGAGUCCCGGCUACAUGGACUCGGCGGAAGCGUUGGCGAUCUCCGACAAGUAUGGCGAAAUGUGGGUGUUUCAUGUACUGACGGGGCCAAAGAACUCGAGUGCAGUGUGGGCGGCGCAGCGCGUCCCCGACGGACACGUGACGGCGAUUGCAAAUGCGUUUGUCAUCCGCGAAAUGAACUUGUCGGACACGGCCAACUUCCUCGCGUCGUCGAACGUGGUGUCGUUUGCUCAGGAGAUGGGAUGGCAUUCCCCAGACGAAGUGUUUGACUUCACCAAGGCGUACGCAUGGGACGAUCUCUCGAUGUUUGCCGGCCGGAUCCUGCCCCUGUACGCGGGCCGCCGCCUCUGGCGCAUCUUCGACACGUUUGCGCCGUCGUUGCAGCUUGAUCCCCGCAUCGGCUUCCAGGUCAACUUUACGACAUACCCAUUUAGUAUCCCGGUCGACUCGCCCGUGGCAUUGCCGCACCUGAUGCGCUUGCUGGGCGACCAUUAUGAAGGCACGCCCUUCGAUAUGACGCGCGGCUUGGGUGCUGGUGCGUUCCAUGCCCCGAUUCGGUAUGACGGCCCAGCGAAGAACGUGUCGGGGGGGUGGGAGCGCCCGAUAGCAAUGUAUCGCACGAUGUUUUCGUUUGUGCUGCAAAUCCAAACGCCGUCGGAGCAGUGGCCCGACCACCUCGGCGGCACGGCGUGGUACGCGCAGGACAGUCCCCAUGGUUCGGUGUUUGUUCCGUUUUCGUGUGCGCAGUCGUCGGUGCCGGCAUCGUACGUGACGGGAAACCAGUCGGUGUUUAACACGGGCUCUGCCUGGUGGGCAUUCAACUUUGUGAACCAGUGGAGCAUGCUCCGGUGGAAUGUCGUGAAUGGCCAAGACGUCCGCAGCCACAUGAACGAGACGCAGACGCGCGCGAUCGCCGCCCACGCGUCAUGGCUCCGAGCCAAACUGAAUGCAACGGCCGUCGAAGCUGCUGCGAACGCAUUGGCAUCGGACGUGGUGGCGUCGUGGUGGACCCUCGCGUGGUCGCUUGUGGGCAAGUACUCUGGCGGGUACAUCACCACGGGCGAAGCGCCAUCCCAGAUGAAAGUGCCUGGGUACAGCAAGGAGUGGCUUGAAAUGUCCGAGUUCAAUGGGUGGCCCGGCAAAACGUAUACGGACCCGAUGGCGCCGUACCGAUAUCCGCAGCAAAACGACAAGGGGACCAAGUCGAAUGCGGUUGAAAUCCUCGGGUUCAUGGUCCUCGGCGCGCUCUUGGCCAUUGGCACGCAUUAUUUGGUGCAGACGCACCGCCGCGACGGAUACCGCUCGUAUGCGUAGUUGGUGACGCGACCUUUGAUCCACACCGGUAAUCUACGUCGAAUUGUUUCUUUGGACAUGGUCGAUGGCUUUGGCACUCGACGCGCCGUCGUGGCAUCCGAACGAGACAUGGCACGCAUGGAGCGCUGUGCCGCGGCGGCGCCUUCGCUCCGUCGAAGAAGCCAGUCGCAUAUAUACAUAUAUAAGGAAAUUCC